Bacidia gigantensis is the source of this 1473-nucleotide messenger RNA. RefSeq lists its product as uncharacterized. Lineage: Eukaryota; Fungi; Ascomycota; Lecanoromycetes; Lecanorales; Ramalinaceae. The coding region runs from base 1 to 1473 and encodes 490 amino acids. The transcript has a single exon. Gene Ontology annotation, molecular function: protein binding. The record is from RefSeq and is a predicted model, not a curated record.
AUGGACGCCAUGGUUUGCAAGGACGCAGCUGAGGCGUCAACAAGGACGAUGUCUGCUGGCUUCAUACUACGCAGCUUUCCACAAGAGCUUGUAGAUAAAGUGAUGAAUCACCUAACUCCAAACGACUUCGCCACUAUCGCGAGACUGAGUCGUAACAAUCGGGACGAUAUCGAGCCACAUCUGUACAAAGUUUUCUUCACCAAGACUUGGCAUCCACACGACACAAUGGGUCUAGUGAAACUGCUGACCAGGAGACCUGAAAUUAUUCCCAUGUUACGGCACCUUGUAUUCGAUGAGUUUCAUCCUCAAGGUCUUCGACUGCUCUUUUCGAUUUUGAUGCCGAAUUUGCAGAGCGUACAUAUUGCUUUCAGAGAAUUCAUUCAUUGUUCGCUAGAAGAGGACGAGAUCAAGUCCCUAAACGAGAUGAUAAAGCCUCAAACUACACUUCGCAAAGGUUCGUCGCAACCAUAUGAUUUUCAUGACCAUGUCAUUAAUGAGCGAACAGUUACGAUCUUUUGUACACGUUCUGCAUGUGGUUGGUCGGACCACCUUCCACAAUGGGACUCUUCACUUUUGGAGUUGAAAGAGCAAGAUUUGCCUCUAAUCUGUCAUCCAAACAUUGAGAAUCUUCAUCUAUUCAAUAUAGAUGUCGAAGCAUUCACCAAGGCAGCGACUAAACAACCUAGGUACGAACGUUUGACAACGCUAUCACUCGAGAUAGUGAAAUUUCCAUCGAAACUGCUCGACACAUGGAUUCAACCUUCUAAGCUAUUGAGAAAUGUUACGAUUACGCACAUAGACUGCACAACUUGGCCGCCAGAAAACUAUUUUUCAGGGCUAGCGGAAAAAGCUGAUAUGGUGGAAAUGUUGACACUAAGUUGGAGCCAACGCUGUGCGACCAAAUUUAGCACGUCAAUCGACCUCAAAACGUUCAAAGCACUUAAAUUACUGGUCAUCUACCCAUUGAUCCCUGGAUCACAUUCCGGGUCACAAAACAACAACAACCUGAGCUUGGAUAUUGGUGACCUUAUCACUCACCAGCUUCCACCUCAUCUAGAGAAGUUAGGUUUCGGACUACCUCGACAUCGUGGCGAAGUCAUGGGCAUUGAUGGACUAAGGAGAUUAUUGAAAGAAAUACUCGAUCAUAAGACCACUGUCGCGCCCCGUCUCAAAGAAUUGCAUGUCGAAGAAUUGGAGCAUAUGUUGAAAUACAUGCUGAAAUGGGGUGAGAACCUGACCGAUAUUGCGAAACUCCGUGGUGUGGAACUUGUCAGUCUUGAUACCUCAACGGAGCAGAUUGGGAAGAAUGUGAAAAAAUGGUUUGCUAUAAGCGACGGGAUUUCAGGGGGGCCGUCAUAUCGUCGGCUUUUCAGGCGCCUCGAGUGGCCAUCGCGUCGCGCACAAGACAAAUGCGAGGAUGACGCUAGAUACUACGAAGAUUACCCCAGUGACUCGUCAUCUGACUGGUCAUGA